UAUUUAAAAUGCGAGUUCUACUCAGUUUAUUAUUUGUAGUAGCAUCGUAUGGCGUUCUUGGAGAAGAAACUAAGCUUUGUACCUGUAUCUCUGGUAACUUAACUACUCCAACGGAAACAUUUGACCCAGAAGCUUUUAAGAAAUAUGGACUUACUCCAAAACACAUACCCAUUCCUCCCAAAGAUAUGCUAAUGGGUGCUUUUGAGACAGCAAAUGUGGUGUUAGGAAACUUCAUUGAUCCACUGCGAACUCUUGAUACUGCAUAUGUAAAGUAUCCAAACGGAAAAGAUGACGUUAAAUACACAUUAUUCUUGUUGGAUUUUGAUGCAGCCCAAAGUCGUCACCCAGAUGUAUACAUCAUUGGGUUGUUCGUGAAUGCACCAAGUAGCAAUCUAAUUAUCAAUAGUGACACAGUUGUAAAUUACGUACCGCCUUUGCCCCGUGUGGGAACUGGUACCCAUCGCCCAACAGGGCUUUUAUAUGAACAAAACGAGCACAUAGACCCAGACCAAACGGAGUUGACAAAACUGUUGAAAACUCGUGUAUUACAAGUGGAAGAAUUCGUAAAGAAAUACAAUCUCAAAGCUGAGCCUGUAGCGGGAAAUUUCUUCACCACUUCCUUGUCGUAUUGCGAAGACGUUAAUUAAACAAAUAGAUUUAGAAUGAAUAUGUUUUUUAGUGGAAA
This is a messenger RNA of Pieris rapae (cabbage white), 685 nucleotides long. RefSeq names its product phosphatidylethanolamine-binding protein 1-like. Lineage: Eukaryota; Metazoa; Arthropoda; Insecta; Lepidoptera; Pieridae. The coding region runs from base 9 to 647 and encodes 212 amino acids. The record is from RefSeq and is a predicted model, not a curated record. The transcript is spliced from 4 exons.